CAUUAGCUCUUUGCUUUGCAAUUCUAUUCCAGCAAGGACUUCAAACACAUCUCCGUCUUUUCUCUUUGAUUUCUACUAGAAAGGGCAAAAGGGAAUAAGCGUCAUCAAAUUUCUCGUUAGAGCUUACAGCUUUACAUGUCACUGAAAGGUGCUAAAUGUUUUAUAGCUACUGUAUAACCAUCAAUGGCGACUGAGAAGAGCCCAAAUGAGAAGCCAUCAUCUGCAACUCCAACUCCAACCAUGGCUUCAUGCCGGAAGAAGAAGAAUGAAAAUGCAACUUUCCUGGAAGAUGUAAAGGAUCACAUCGAUGAAUUCAUCCAUGCUUCUAUGGACGAACACAAAAGUUGCUUUCAGAAGACAAUCAAGAAGAUGUUCGGCAUGUCAAAAGUUGUUGCAGAAAGGAGUUUAGAGACUAAGGAAGUGGAAAGUUAUUUGCCUCUCCAAACGACGGUGGCUGAGUAAGGUGUCUCUAGUCUUUCUUGCCUUGACCUUACAUCAACUCUGUGCUACGAGCUUGGCACCAGAUUUAGAUAUGUGUGGCUCUCUUAACUUCCUACGAUCAUGCAUAUGUUAAUUAUAGGAUUUGGAGUAUCAUUUUGUCUUUGCAUAAACCCAUGGCACUAUAUGAAACUGGAAUUGUAUGAAGUAAUAUGAUUUUUGUAAGACUUUCCUUUUAUUUGUCCUAAUUAGUGACCGGAUUGCUAGCUA
Messenger RNA from Sesamum indicum (sesame), 708 nucleotides. RefSeq lists its product as uncharacterized. Lineage: Eukaryota; Viridiplantae; Streptophyta; Magnoliopsida; Lamiales; Pedaliaceae. The record is from RefSeq and is a predicted model, not a curated record.